CUUGAAAUGGGCUAUAUACAUGUAUACAUAUUGUUUUAACGUGCUGUUAAAAUUUAAGGUUCUCCCUUUCCUCAUACUGGUGUGUGAUUCAGUUGCAGGCUCAGUGAUGUAUGUUUACAUAGUAAUCGCCAGCAGACUGCAGUCCUUUGACUAAUAGUUUGACAUAUCUGCCACUUGUAUGUAACUCACUCUUUCUGUGCCCUUAUUUGUACAACUCUCGCCCAGUCCAAACUAUUAUCAGAUGACACAGCUAACGGGUUAUUGCCUCAACUCGCAUCUCCGUUCCUGUGGGAAUUUCCUGUUGUCACACAGUAAAACGCUGGGGAUAGUAUCAUCAGUGACUGGUUUCCUCGCAAACAUUCCUCCUAAUAAUUAGGAUAUUCACUUCACUUUAUUCAAUUCAAUUGCGCAAGAUAUCAGUUCUCCUUGAAGUGCUUAAAAUCUUUUUGAGGUUCUCGUGGUUAGAUCCAAUGAAUGUUAGAUCGGGUUACAUGCCACAAAAGAACACCUGGAACUUUUCAGAGCGAGGAGCUAUAUGAAGACUAGGCUGGGAGCAACAUGGCCGUGACAACUCUGGCAGACUUGUCCGGUUCCUUAAACCACCUUCCUGGGUGCCACAACGACCCCAAGCUCCUGUACUGCGAAAACGGAGGCUAUUUCAUCCGGAUCCUGCCCGACGGAACGGUGGAAGGGACUCGAGAUCGAAGCGACAUGUACAUUCAGCUCCAGUUGCAGGCUGUGAGUGUCGGAGUGGUCGUGAUCGAGGGAAUCCGAGCCAAACGCUACCUAGCGAUGAACGAGAAGGGACAACUGCACUCGCUGCCAUCUCUGACCAACGAAUGCCUCUUCAUGGAAUCGCUGGAGGAAAACAGUUUCAACACCUACAAGUCCAAGGAAUACGCAGACAGGAAUUGGUACGUUGCUAUCCGAAAGAACGGGGCUGCUAAACCUGGACAAAAGACUGGGCAUCAUCAGAAAGCCAUCCUAUUCCUCCCCAUGCAAGUUACCAGUGAUUAACAAGAAGGAUUUGUGUUCUUUCCUGGAUCAAAGCCGCCUGUUCCUCUCUGAGCUCAAAGCUUUCGAAUGCACUGUCACUGUCAGACUCACUAAGUCAGCAGCCCACUGUGGCUACAGAUAGACCAGAAGUGGGCGGCAGGACCUGGCUUAAGCAUGUGCGGUCUUGAGGUAUUUUAUUUGCGUUGCAGAGCACUUUAUUGACCAUUCUCCCAUCGGCCUGUGCGUUACUCUGUGAUCAGAAAGUCCUUCGCUCUGUGUCUGUGUCUGUGUGCGUGCUCUUUGCCUUUGUUUAAGAAGCCAUCCGGAAUGAAUGAGACAGUCUAAUCUGUAACCAGCCCCCAAAAAUAGUAAUGCAUAUUAAUAAACUCAAUGGCGUUC
This is a messenger RNA of Callorhinchus milii (elephant shark), 1395 nucleotides long. RefSeq names its product fibroblast growth factor 1 (gene fgf1). Bases 559 to 1017 code for a protein of 152 amino acids. The transcript has 4 exons. Gene Ontology annotation, molecular function: fibroblast growth factor receptor binding; growth factor activity. Gene Ontology annotation, biological process: positive regulation of cell population proliferation; cell differentiation; positive regulation of protein phosphorylation. The record is from RefSeq and is a predicted model, not a curated record. Lineage: Eukaryota; Metazoa; Chordata; Chondrichthyes; Chimaeriformes; Callorhinchidae. Gene Ontology annotation, cellular component: cytoplasm.